GCACAAAUUCGUCCCACUGCCAUUUGGGAUCAAAGACAUAGCCGACUCUUAUUUUCAGAGGACGAUCGGACUAGCCAUUUCCAAGUGGCCAGAUCUGACGGUUUGGCUUGACAAGCAGGAGUUCAACCUUACCAAAGCGCAGGGCGAAGACAUACUGUCGGCACUGAUGCGCGAUUGGGACGUAACCGGAGAUCUCAGUGCCUUGGAUCAACGCCUGGAACAGAUGCACACGUCAGGACACCCGAGUCUGCGGGUCGAAGAAUCCUUCGCGACGCGAGUCCUCAUGUCUCUCCGACACUGCAAAGUCGAAGGGGAAAGCGGCUACGUAUCCGAUGCCCGUCGUGUCGACACAAUCAAGAGCGCCUACAAUGCUGUCUUGCGACUGGACACAAAGGGUAUGCUGGACUUCAACUUCCCAGCUCUGGUCGAGAAGGCUAUCCUGACCCUUGCUCAGCGGGAGAGCGGCACAGACGCUGCCCGCAUCUACCAUUUCGUCGUACAUGAGACUGACGAUACCUCUGGAUCUACGAAGCUCGCUAGAUGGUUCGCUUAUUUCCUUUUGCGUCAAAUGCAAGCUGCGCGCUUCCUCAAGGGCUGCACUCUGAAGUCGGACAGUGCACCCGAUUGGACAAAAGCAAAUUCAGACAGGACUGAGGACGAUGUUCUCGGCGUUCUGCUUCUCCCGGCCAUUGUCGACGACACUAGCGUUCUCGUCUACGCAAAAGCUCACGGUUUAGUCAGCGACUGGCCGCAGUUCCUCGCUCGAGUAGCAAGAUGCUUACUGCUUGACCCUCUCAAGGGCAAGCUGCUCAAAGCAAUCAGCAAAUGGUGCAAAGUUGCCGGCCUAUCGCACUUUCCAGCCGUGCUCGCGCAGGCUGUUGAGAGCCAUGGAGCGUCGCUUUUAUCGAACUUGGGGUUUCCCACGUAUCGCGACUGUUCUGAGCUCCACCCAGCACCUCUACCGCACUGAAAGUCCACGAGAAGGCUUCUUCCUUCCUUUGGAACAUUACACCGACUUCGAGAAAGAGAGUGCGACAUCCGAACUUCCAGAGCUUUUCCGGCUGGGCG
Messenger RNA from Microstroma glucosiphilum, 1068 nucleotides. RefSeq lists its product as hypothetical. The record is from RefSeq and is a predicted model, not a curated record. Bases 167 to 970 code for a protein of 267 amino acids. The transcript has 8 exons. Lineage: Eukaryota; Fungi; Basidiomycota; Exobasidiomycetes; Microstromatales; Microstromataceae.